AUUCAACGGCGUCCAGGAAGUUCUUGCAGGAGUUUCUGCAGGAUAUCCCGCCGCCGAUUAACGGUCCCGUAUUCGACAAAACGGUACCGAGUAACGUGACCGGUCUGGUCGGCAGAACCGCGUAUCUACAUUGCCGAGUUAAAAACCUGGGUAAUCGAACC
This is a messenger RNA of Cinara cedri, 161 nucleotides long. The record is from the annotation of a GenBank genome assembly. Lineage: Eukaryota; Metazoa; Arthropoda; Insecta; Hemiptera; Aphididae.